UGGGAGCGCGACGCACAUGGUUUGCUUUACAAUGGAAUCAUUAUUUUAAAAGUAGAUUUAUGUGGCUAAGAUCUCGAGUGUGAGUUUAAAAAAAGUACUUAUUGGGUGAUCGUUUUGUUUCAUGGUCGUUCUCGUGGAUUCAUGCUAUUUUGCAUCAGACAAAGUUCGUUUUCCAUUCCCAAAGUGUUGCAAAAAGUCGCUGCAAUUACCCCGGCACAAGUGUUCCGCUUAAAAAUGUCACAGUUACUAUUCAAUCAACGAAUUAAUCCUACCACUGGGAAAAUGGAGUGGGUAGCUCAAAAUAAGGAAGACUAUGAUUAUUUCCAAGAUGUUGCUCGGUCAUCAUAUGCGGACAUGCUUCAUGAUACAGAAAGAAAUCAAAUGUAUUACAAAGCUAUUAAAUUGGCUGUGAAAAGCAUGCAUGAAAGAGGAAAAGGGGCAAAAGUACUUGACAUUGGGACAGGAACAGGCUUAUUGUCAAUGAUGGCUGCCACUGCAGGAGCUGAUUCCAUCACUGCAAUUGAGGUAUUCGAACCAAUGGCAGAAGUUGCACGAUCUGUUACAGCAGCCAAUGGAUUUGGUAAAAUCAAUGUCAUCAAUAAACACUCCUCUGAGGUAGCUGUCGGUGAGGAUAAAGACAUGCAGGAGAAAGCAAAUAUUCUUGUGACUGAACUUUUUGAUACAGAGCUUAUAGGAGAAGGUGCUCUCAAGGCAUACCAACAUGCACACAAGAAUUUAAUGGAAGAUGAUUGCAUAGCGGUACCGCACUCUGCAACAACGUAUGUACAAUUGGUUGAGUCAGAUGUUAUGGAUUCAUGGCAUUCACUAAAUCCCAUUGAAAUUCCGCUUGAAAAUGGGUUAUCGACGGACAUCUAUCCUGACCCAAGAAUGGAAAAAUGCCCUGGUGUACCCGCAGUUCAUGACAUACAACUAAGCCAGAUUAAAAGAAGCGAAUUUACUGCACUGACAGAUGCUGUUGAAGUAUUCAAGUUUGAGUGGGGAAGCAAAACAUUGGCUUCAUCUGGAAAAUCGUAUGUUGAAACAACAACAGUGAACAGUGGCAAAGUGCAGGUUGCUUUAUCAUGGUGGACAUUAAGCAUGGACCAGAAAAGAGAAAUCAUCUUGAGCACUGCCCCCUAUUGGUAUCACCCAACUCCUGACAAUAUGCAAUGGAGAGACCACUGGAUUCAAAGUGUCUAUUUCAUUCCCAAACCAUUCAAUAUGAUCCAAGGUGAAACGAUUUGCAUAUUUGCAUUUCACGAUGCUUAUUCAAUUUGGUUUGACGCGAAACCUAAAAAAACUGAUAUAAUUAUACCUCAUGAGCGACCAGUAUGUGAUUAUUUACCAAGAAUGUUGUGGAGUAGACCUAGAUUAGGAAUGCUUAAUGAUGCGAACAGAAACCUAGCAUUUUCAAAAGCACUGCAAAAAGUGAAAUUUGGUAAAUCUGUUGAUGAUGUCGCAGUGUGUGUGAGUGACGUUAGUCUUCUACCUCUGAUAGCAUGUAAGACAUGCUUUACCAACGGCCAUAUAUAUUCAAUCGAAAAUGACAGUAUUGGUCAAAAGGGCAUAAGAAAUAUUGUAAAGAAAAAUGGAUUAGAUGAACGUGUGUCAGUUGUUGAGAAAUUUCCCCCUGAUGAUAGUACACCUGAUAAAUCGAAUUAUCAAAUAAAUCUACUCCUGGGAGAGCCUUUCUUCAAUGCGUCUUUUCUGCCAUGGCAUGACUUAAGGUUCUGGUAUGCUCGAACUGAUUUACAAUCGUAUUUAGCAGCAGAAGCACAAAUAUUGCCAUUAAAAGCUCAUCUUUAUAUUGCUGCAGUAGAAUUCGAAAAUUUGUGGAAAAUUAGGGCGCCUGUAGGCAUUGUUGAAGGUUUUGAUGUGUCUGUAAUGGAUGGCAUGAUAGAUCAUGCAAUGGAGAUGAAAGAUUAUCAUGAGGCAGAGCCACAUGCAUUAUGGGAAUAUCCUUGCAAAUUACUAAGUGACCCAAAAAGUGUGAUGACUUUCAAUUUUUCUAAUCCUGUUCCUGAUAAAGAAAUAGUUUCAGUUGGAGAUCUGAGUCUUGAUUUAUAUGAUAAUACCUCCUCUAGAACUUGCCAUGGUGUUGUGCUGUGGAUGGUGUAUGACCUGGAUGAGGAAAUAUCAAUCAGUACAGGGAUCACGGAGAGAAAAGGGUUUACAGCAAAAUGGAACAUCCACCACAAACAGGGAGUGUUUUUUCUGAGAAAACCCCUUACCCUAAAAUAUAUAAAAAAUGAAAAAGUUGACUAUGAAAUAGCAUUUAUUCCAACGACUGGUAGUUUUAAUAUGAAAUUCAAUAUACAGGCUCGAUGAUAACACAAUUGAGCAUUUUUUUGAACUCUUGCAGUUUUCAAAUACAUCAUUUUCACAAAUUA
Messenger RNA from Styela clava, 2390 nucleotides. RefSeq names its product protein arginine N-methyltransferase 7-like. NCBI's taxonomy places the organism in Eukaryota, Metazoa, Chordata, Ascidiacea, Stolidobranchia, Styelidae. The record is from RefSeq and is a predicted model, not a curated record. Gene Ontology annotation, biological process: peptidyl-arginine methylation, to asymmetrical-dimethyl arginine; chromatin remodeling. Gene Ontology annotation, molecular function: histone methyltransferase activity; protein-arginine N-methyltransferase activity.